UUUCCCUUGGGGACCUUCACAGCGAACGUGAGCGGGGUUAUGAUUCUAGGUAUGGCUUAUUCUCUGCAGCGUGCGUCGAUAAGUUCGUCUGCCCUGGGAGGUGGCAGUUUCAUUGGCUGUCAGGUUCUGGAAGGCAUCAUGGACGGAUUUUGCGGUUGUCUUACAACCGUCAGUACCUGGGUUUUGGAAUUAUCUGAUUUACGCAGGCGGCAUGCUUACACAUAUGGAAUUUUGAGCGUGGCUGUUGGUAUUUGCAUGCUGGUUAUAGAAAUUGGAAGCUUGAAGUGGACUCGUGGCUUUGUUACCCCGAUA
Molecule: messenger RNA, 312 nt
Organism: Aspergillus glaucus CBS 516.65
Lineage: Eukaryota; Fungi; Ascomycota; Eurotiomycetes; Eurotiales; Aspergillaceae
Product: FluC/FEX family fluoride channel
Exons: 1
Biological process (GO): fluoride transmembrane transport
Cellular component (GO): membrane
Molecular function (GO): fluoride transmembrane transporter activity
Source: RefSeq, a predicted model, not a curated record